AUGACAAUGCAGAUUUUCACAGAAAGAGUUAUGGAACUUUGGAAUGCAUUUGAAAUUCGGGUGUUGGUUUUAAUUAGUCUUCUACUACAAGUCAUCCUCAUCAUUUUUGGUUCUCGCCGAAAGUACAUUGCAAGAAAUUGGAUCAGGUUUCUUGUCUGGUCUGUAUACUUGUCCGCGGACUGGAUGGCGACUGUUGCCCUUGGAAAUCUUGCUAGUAGCGAGAGAGAUUCGGAUGAUAAGAGUUCUGAUCCUGAUCCAAAGAGUUUAAUCCAGUCAUUUUGGGCACCUUUUCUUCUCUUGCAUCUCGGCGGCCCAGACACGAUCACUGCAUAUGCAUUGGAAGAUAGUGAGCUGUGGUUAAGACAUUUUCUUGGUCUCGUAGUCCAAGUCGGAGUGGCUUGUUAUGUCUUCUUAAAGUCUUCGGGUACCAACACCCUCACAUUUUUGGCAAUUCCAGUGUACAUUGCAGGAAUUGUCAAGUAUGGAGAGAGGACUUGGGUGCUUAAGUCUUCAAGUACCGAGCAUAUCAAAAACUCUUUGCGCUCAGCUGCUCGAACACCAGAGGUUGAGGCCAAAUUGUCUAUUCCUCGAGAUCCUCCUGUUGUAUUGAACAAUUACCUUCAUCAAGCAUAUUACUUAUUCAAAAUAUCUAUAUAUCUCUUACAAGAUCUUAUACUCGGGGUUCCAGAACUAAAGGAUAAUCGCAAGAUUAUCAGUUCUGACAGGUCAUCACAAGAAGUUUUCAAGCUUAUAGAGGUUGAGCUCGGAUUCUUGUUCGAUGUGCUCUAUACGAAGGCGCUCCUAGUUUAUUCUCAAAUCGGAGUCAUUUUUCGGGCCGUCAGCUUAUUGUGCUCUGUCGCUGCAUUUCUUGCCUUCUUAAUCUUCGUUGACGUGCAUCCAUACCCAAUAGUCGAUGUUGCCAUAACUUACAUAUUGCUUGCUGGUGCUUUAGUUCUAGAGGUUUAUGCACUCGUGUACCUUACACUCUCCGAUUGGACAAUGGUUUGGUUGACCAAGUCUGCCAACCCACGAACCAAGUCAAUUCGGGAAGGUGUCUAUUCUCUUCAUACAAGGUUGAUCAGUGGCAAGAGGUGGUCUGGGUCCAUGGCACAAUACAGCCUGAUAGGAUCUUGCCUCAAAAUCAGGCUGGCAGGCAAGUAUCUGGAGCUGCUUGGAAUCGAUGAAUUGAUCAAGCAAAUGUACGUAAAUUUGCAAAACGUGGAUGUUAAUUUGAAAGAUUUGAUCUUCGAGCAUAUUCAAGAGAGAGCUAAAAAGAUUGUGAGGGAGGAUCAAUAUGACAUUGAGUUGCGCAAUAACAUAUUGGGUCAGAGAGGUGGUAAUGUGCUUGCAAGGUAUGAAAUUAUGGGUAGAUUCAGGUGGACCACAACUCAAGCAGAAUUCAACCAAAGCCUCAUAAUUUGGCAUGUUGCCACUAAUCUUUGUUAUUAUCAUGAUAUGGAUGCCCCUGAAUUCUGUCUAGAAUGCAUAUUUAGCAAACGAUUAUCCGAUUACAUGAUGUAUCUUAUGGUCAUAAGUCCCCAUAUGCUGCCCUUUUUUCAUGACGUAGAGUACAGGUAUCAAAAAACAUGUGAAGAGGUCCGGGAAUUUAUUGAUAAGAAAUUCCGAAGAGACAACAAGGCAUCAUAUGGUGAAAAGGAAAUUAGCAUCAGAUUGCUUCAAGAAUAUGAACCAGCAGCACCAUCUGAAAGGCAUAGAUUCGCCAAGUCCGCGCUGUUUCAUGCUUGUAGCCUGGCUAGGCAAUUGAAGUUGAUGGAAAUCUCCGAGAAGUGGAAGAUGGUAAGUGAAGUUUGGAUAGAAAUGCUUGCAUAUGCUGCGAAUCAGUGUGAAGGGAAUGCACAUGCUCAACAACUUGGGAGGGGUGGAGAGCUGCUCACCCAUGUCAGCCUUCUCAUGGCACACCUUGGUUUAAGCAAACAAUUUGAGGACAAACAAGCAGUAAGGGUUAAAUAUCGUGAUGAUAUAACAGGAAUGGAUGAUGUUGAACGGGGUAGUAGUGCUAAUGUCACUUCUCUUACUACUUCUGAUGCUCCUACUAUUUUUUUGAAUAAGUAA
Molecule: messenger RNA, 2073 nt
Organism: Elaeis guineensis (African oil palm)
Lineage: Eukaryota; Viridiplantae; Streptophyta; Magnoliopsida; Arecales; Arecaceae
Source: RefSeq, a predicted model, not a curated record